CUUCAGGGGUAACGCCGUGUUUGCGCCAAUCGCGCAGCGCCGCUCGUUCUCGGCUCUAGCUCGUGGCGGAGGUGGUCUGGGUAGCUCCAAGGUGACGCCUUUAGCACCUGGCUUCGCGAAGUGGUGAAAAAGCUCGCGGCCGGGGGCGUGCAGAAUUCUGGAUGAACAAAGAUGCCGCCUUCAUCUCCAUUGAGACUUUCUCCUCGAAGGGAACUCAUAAAGGAGAGUGCUCAUGGAAGGAGCCAUAGUCUGAAUAACGGACUUGAUGCUCGAGACAAAGAUGACAAACUUGCGCUGUUUGAUGAAAUCAACAAGCAUGACAGAGAGAAGUUAUUGGUGCAUUUUUCUAACGAUUUCGAUGGAUUGAUAGAUUCGAAAGUUGAGAUCGCUAUCCAACCUCGAGGAGGCAACUGUAAUCUACUGAACAUAAAUGGUGACAAUAAUGACUAUGAUUGGCUAGUAGCUCCUCCAGAAUCUCCUCUUUUCCGUUCACUGGAUGAUGAUCAGUCUCGAGCUAGUCAAGAAAGGAGAAGAGAACAACUAAAUGGGAAGAUUCAAAUGCCGACUAGAAGCAAUGCAAGUCCUUCCAGACAAAUUCGAUCUCCUAGAUCCUCAUAUGAUGUAAUCCAGACAGCUGCUAGGCCAUCAUCAGCCCCUCACUCCAUCUCCACUCCAGUUGUAAGUGAAAAAACUCCCUUGAAAAGGCCUUCGACCCCUCCAACCAAGCGUUCCCCGCCUAGUCCUAGGUCAUCUAGUCCCACAGUUCAAAGGAUUAGCAUCGGCGCAUAUGGGCAGACAGUAUCUUCUAGUACAAGAGGAACAUCCCCCAUAAAGGCAAAUCAUCAAAAUUUUGCAUCAUCAACACCAAGAGGCCGACGAUCUAGCUUUUCUGGUUUCUCCAUGGAAACACCACCAAACCUCCGAACUUUUAUGCCAGAUCAGUCAGGUUCACGUGUACGUGGUACUUCUCCGGUAUCAGGAGUUUCCAUGAGUCCAUCUUCAAAAUUUGGAACAAGAUCAACACCACCAUCACCAGCCAGAAACUGCAUAUCAUCACAAAGCCAUGAAAGACAGCAAUCUCAUUGCAGAGAAUCGGCAACAUCAUUUGGUCAUGAUGAUGCAGAUUCAAUUUUUUGCAGUGGUAUAGGAUUAUCAGGAGGUUCUGCAAGAAGAAAAACUGGUUCUGCUGAGAAAAGUAGGGAUGUGCCAUCCUACAAGAAAACUUUCAUAUUGCCAUCUUCAUUCUCUGGCACGACAGAAUCUUUUAGUUAUGUGGAUCAUCAAGAAACCUCCCAUGGCAUGAGCUCUCUUCUGUCAAGUGCUUCUGCCGCCAAGCUUUGUGAUGGUAAAACAAAUAAUAAAGUGCAUGGGUCUAUGCUCUCUGGUAAGUUGUCACAUACUGGCAGGUACAACUCUAACUCUGAAGGUGAUUUAUGCUUUUCUCAUAACAUGGAGUAUGGUAGCCAUACGCGAAAUCAUCUAUUCGAUGAAUGGGAAAUAACAAAACAAUAUGGAAUCCAAGAGGCAGAGGCUCCCAACUUUGAUAAUAUUGAUAAGCUGAGCCUUGAUUAUCAUCAUGGAAAUAGCACACAGACUGGAGACUUUUAUGUUGGAUCCAGAACUUCCGAAGUCGAUCUUCAAAAGUUUCAAAGUUCUGCAGGUGGUAUACGUGAUGCAGUCAAUACUGUAUCAAAAUUUCAGUCUUCGUAUGUGGCUGAUUGUUUUAAGACUAACACCAGUGGAGUUUCUAUUACUAACUUGAAAUGUGGGAAACACACACAUAAAAUGGAUUUGGAUGGAAACAAGGAUUUUUUCCAAGAAUGUGCCACAACAGGCGAGCUAUUGAAUUUUAGAGAACAAGGGGAAACAGGAAAGAAUUCACCAGGUAGAAAGGCUCCUAUCGAAACGAUUGUGACUUCAGCACCCGGUAAGCCAAGAGGAAUUAAGGAUGAGGGGGACAACAUCAGUAGGAGCCACGACAAGAGUGUUGAAAGUGCCAACUCCUGCUUAGAAACUUCAAGAGUUCUGACAGAGCUAUCAACUCACUCCAAUAGUGGAUCUGAAAAAGGAGUGGAUAUUGGAGAAUCAAAGGUUGUGAGGCAUGGGAAUGCCAAUGAAGGUUCUAACUCAGUUGAUGAUUGUCAAGUCGUCUUGCAUGCUGCACCUACUUAUUAUUCUGAUGCGAUCUCGGAGAAGAAAAUUGAUACAUUUUCUGAAGACCCACAGAAUUUGCAUUCACAGCCUAAAAUACCUAAUGGCGUAGACAAUUCCCAGGAGUGUUCUCUAUUGAUGAAAUCAGACAAGGCCAACUCAGCCUCUAUAGAGGAAUACAAUUGUGCUGAAAAUGCUACCUCAAAACAGGGUAUAUCACUUAAAGCUCAAAGGAGUGGUGAGAGACUUUUCACUUUGGAAGAAGCAACUGAGUCUAUACUCUUCUGCAGUUCCAUAAUUCAUGAUUUGGCCUACAAAGCUGCAACCAUUGCGAUGGAAAAGGAAAUGGUCCUCUCCAAGGCUUCUCAGCCAACAUUUACACAUGUUGAGCAAUCUACACAAGAUGAAAAAGAUCUCCAAACCUUGUCUAAUAUACACAUUAAAAUUUCACAGAGUGAUGCAAGAAAAAAGAUGGAGACAGACAAGGACUUCGGAAGCGGUGCCAAAAUCUAUAAGCUGGUAUCUUCUGCUACCAUAAUUUCACCAAGGAAGUGCAAUUGCAUUGUGAUGUAGGUAGGAUUUUUUUUUUUUUUUUUACGAAAAAAAAAGAUGCUCGAGAAGUAUCUUAAUCAUAGUUGUCGUAUUUUUCCCCCUCGGUUAUCUUAAUCUUAUAUAGGGUUUUGCCACAUUUUUUCAUAAUUGUUUACAAUGGUAAUCAAAAUGAAAAGAUGUGCUGGUUCCAAACAUAUAUAGCCAC
Messenger RNA from Zingiber officinale, 2908 nucleotides. RefSeq lists its product as uncharacterized. The record is from RefSeq and is a predicted model, not a curated record. The transcript is spliced from 7 exons. Lineage: Eukaryota; Viridiplantae; Streptophyta; Magnoliopsida; Zingiberales; Zingiberaceae. Gene Ontology annotation, cellular component: cortical microtubule. Gene Ontology annotation, biological process: cortical microtubule organization. Bases 172 to 2724 code for a protein of 850 amino acids.